UUUGUUUUUGUAUCAAUAACGAAAUACCAGAAUUUAAAUAAAAUGGUACUGUAUUUUGGUGUUUCAGAAAUGGUCGUGCAUACCAAUAUUCAAUAUCCUGAUAUUCCAAGUCUUAGUAAGACUUGCAAUAUCAAGACACUGGAUAUUACAGGCAAUCUUCAACUUUCAGGCAUAAUGUGUUCCUGAAAAAUAUGUACAAAAAGUUGAAUCAUAAAAUUGCAUGUUACAAAAGGAGUCAGUUCUCUGAGAGCUAAAGAGAAAACUUAUAAAAUCUCUUAAUUAAUAAAGUAUGAAAGUUCAGUUUUUACACUGAAUACAGUACAGUUCAAAAAAAUAUUAUUUAAAACAUUAAAACCAUAGAUUAAACAAAAAAAGAUAAAAAUUAAUUUUCACAAAUGACCACCUUAUUACCAAAUCCAAAACUGGCAGAAAGGACCAGUGUCUAAUAGCUAAAAAUUUUUGUCAGCUGAAAAUGUGAAAAUAUGAAUUUGGCAUGUGAAAAAUAAUUUAGAAAAAUCAAAUAUGAAAGUCAAGAUCUACCUGUAUUACAAAUUAUUAUUUCCAAGUUUUAUCUGGACAACUUACAUCUGUUUGCACAGAUGUUCAAAGGCUGCUUGUGCAUCUGAAUGUAACUUUGUACAUUGCCUUUGACAUUGAUAGAUUACAACUGAAAUUAUUAUUUGUCUCAGAAGUGAUUGAUUUAUUUACUUAUUUUCACUAUGACUUCUUAAACUUAUCUAAUGAUGAAAAUAUAAAACUUACAUAAUGUUAAUUAAUAUAAAGUUUUAAUAUGUGUAUAAUUUAUGGAGAAACACUAUUUUCAGUUGAAAAAUUAAAUGAGUAUAAUAUCACUGAGCACUCCUGUUCUCCUUGUCCCAGUUUUACUUGGCCAGACAGUACAGAUUCCAGAUGUAUUUAUUGUCCUGAAGAAUUUCAUGAUCCUAAUGGAAUUUGCAAAUGUCCACCUGGUAAAGAUGGUCAGCGUGUCUUAACAGGAGGAUCUUGUGUAGCAAAAAAGGAACUAAUCACUAAUAAUCCUUCUCAAACUACUAUAAGAUAUCAGAAUGGUCUAUCAGUACAGUCAAAUUUCUUUGUUCAUCACUUUCAGGCAGUAGUUGUUAAUUGCAAAUCAGUGGCAAAAGUGAUGCUUGUUCAGAAUAUUUAAGUUUUACGUAUAAUGGAAACUUUCAUCUAAAUCAG
Centruroides sculpturatus (bark scorpion) is the source of this 1200-nucleotide messenger RNA. RefSeq lists its product as uncharacterized. Lineage: Eukaryota; Metazoa; Arthropoda; Arachnida; Scorpiones; Buthidae. Gene Ontology annotation, biological process: cilium assembly. Gene Ontology annotation, cellular component: MKS complex. Bases 791 to 1165 code for a protein of 124 amino acids. The transcript has 6 exons. The record is from RefSeq and is a predicted model, not a curated record.